CCAGCCGCUCGGCUCGGCGCGGCCGCGCGGCCGCGCGGCGGCCCGGAGCCAUGCGCGAGGGCGGCGGGCCAGCGGCGCUGGGGGUCCGGGCGGCCCUCUGGACGGGCGGCCGCGGCGGCGGCGGGCUCCUCGGCGGCGGCCUGGCCGCCGCGGGCCAGGAGGGCGGGCCCGGGAGGGCCGCGCCGGGCGUGGGCGUCCACGACCCCGCCGCGGCCGGCGGGCUGCCGCCGUCAGGCGAGCUCGAGCGCAGCCAGCGCCGCAUCACAUCGAGGAGGAGGUCCAUCGCUUCCAGCGUGUCGAGCGGGGCCCCCGCAGCCGCCAGGGAGUGCGUCGCCGCUCGGCACCUCACGAUUCCGUCGGACAGGCCGCUGACCCAGGAAGAAGAGCUGCUGUUGCAGGUGCAGCAGCAGGAGGAGGAGGCCGAGUACGAGGAGCUGCUGAGCUUCCAGCGGGAGCGGAGGCUGGAGCGCACUCGCAGGCUGGAGGAGCUGAACGCCUUCUGGCAGAAGAAGGUGUCCUUCCUCGAGGCCGAGAUCGGCCAGCACACCAAGCAGCUCCAGCAGAAGUGCCACGAGCUCGAGGAGC
Molecule: messenger RNA, 585 nt
Organism: Prorocentrum cordatum
Lineage: Eukaryota; Dinophyceae; Prorocentrales; Prorocentraceae
Source: the annotation of a GenBank genome assembly